Aureobasidium melanogenum CBS 110374 is the source of this 558-nucleotide messenger RNA. RefSeq lists its product as uncharacterized. The transcript is spliced from 2 exons. NCBI's taxonomy places the organism in Eukaryota, Fungi, Ascomycota, Dothideomycetes, Dothideales, Saccotheciaceae. The annotation marks the transcript as partial. The record is from RefSeq and is a predicted model, not a curated record.
ACAAUGACAUCCUUUGAGCUUUUCAACCACGUUGAGGCUGGCAAAGAAGACGCCAGAGACCUAGUCGGAAGUCUCAAAGCCCUUCAGCAGACACUCAAAAACACAGAUACAGACACCACCAUCCUUCAAGACCUCAAUGUCUGUCUGUUCAAAGCUCAGGAGCUGUCUACUGAAUCCUUCCUGUUCAUUGAGAAGGAAGCAAACAAUGCCAGAAAGAUGGCAGACUUCCUGACCGACCGCGCAAUCUCAGAAGUCGUGGGAAGACUAGCAGACCAAGCUCGCAGACACACGCCUCAGAACAAACUCGCCGUCUUGGUAUUACGCUACUACUUCGAAGGCACCGGCGGCGACAUCAAUCGCAAGAAUUUGGAAGCAAGAUUGAGAGAAGCUGAGGAGAUUGGCAGUCUGGGUGAUUACCCUUGGACUUGCGAGUUUGAGGAUGUGCUCGAGAGGUACAGAGUCAAGGUUGAGAAGCUUGCUUUGGAGUUUGUGGUUGAGGAAGCCAAGGAGAUGUUUGAGAGUCAGGCUUUGACUUGCUUUGCUGUGGAGGAUGAGUGA